Molecule: messenger RNA, 777 nt
Organism: Paramacrobiotus metropolitanus
Lineage: Eukaryota; Metazoa; Tardigrada; Eutardigrada; Parachela; Macrobiotidae
Exons: 2
Coding region: 1-777 (258 amino acids)
Source: RefSeq, a predicted model, not a curated record
AUGCCUGCUUUGGACGAAGACAGCCUGCGCCAGGAAUCGCGGAUGUCCAGAGAUGCGUUUUUAAGAAUUGCGUCGUUAAUCGAAAACCAUCCCUUGUUCACCUCAGCGACUGAGAAACCACAGGCCAGUCCACAAGAACAGCUAAUUGUUGCCCUUCAUCGCUUUGGCACUUUUGGAAAUGCUGGAUCAAAAGGUAUGGUGUCACGAAAAUUCGGAAUUAGCUCUGGGACAGCUCUACUGUAUACACGGCGCGUGAUCUGUGCUUUAUUGUCACUGGAGAAAGACGUAGUGAAGUGGCCGACAAUAGCAGCAAAGCGAGAAAUCAAGCAUGCCAUAAACGAGCAAUACGAUUUCCCCCACUGCAUCGGUUUUGGAGAUGGGUUUCACGUUAUUUUGGAAAAUAAGCCAGCUUUUCAUGGUGACGAUUAUUUUACGAGAAAGCGGCGGUACGCACUAAACACAUUUGCGGUGCGGUCCUGUGGAGUCAGCUGGAAUUGUACAACUACCUACAUGCGUGUGGGAAUAAGAACUUUAAUGACGAAAAAGCUGGACCACACUAGAGCGGUAUUAUGGACUCGCGCAUGUAUUAUUCUUCACAAUUUAUUGCUGGAAGACUACUAUGACCCGCUGUGGAACGAAAAUGAUGACGACAGAGAUGAUGAAGAAGACGCAAGUGCGGUCGGAAUUAACAUCGAUAUGGACGACACACAAGCUGGAAAAGAGAAGCGGGAUUUUAUCAGAAAUUAUGUAUUAUUAGCUCGGUCAUUACAUAAUUAA